GACUUCAAUCUAACCCGUUUUUGUUUGGUCUUGCAGUCUCAUCGUAAGUUCAGCGCGCCGCGACAUGGCUCGAUGGGAUUCUACCCGAAGAAGCGUUCCCGCCGCCACCGUGGUAAGGUGAAGGCCUUCCCCAAGGACGACCCUAGCAAACCCGUCCACCUGACCGCCUUCAUCGGCUACAAGGCCGGUAUGACCCACGUGGUGCGUGAGGCUGAUAGGCCUGGAUCAAAGAUCAACAAGAAAGAGAUUGUGGAGGCAGUGACCAUCCUGGAGACGCCCCCAAUGGUUGUUGUUGGAGUGAUCGGCUACCUGGAGACCCCCCAUGGUCUGCGCUCUCUGGUCACUGUGUGGGCCGAGCACUUGUCUGAGGAUUGCAGACGUCGCUACUACAAGAACUGGUACAAGUCAAAGAAGAAGGCGUUUACCAAGGCCUCGAAGAAGUGGCAAGACGAGAGAGGAAAGAAGUCCAUUGAAAACGACUUCAGGAAAAUGUUGAAGUACUGCAAGGUCAUUCGUGUCAUUGCUCACACUCAGAUCAAGCUGCUGAAGAAGAGGCAGAAGAAGGCUCACAUCAUGGAGAUCCAGGUGAACGGAGGAUCAGUGGAGGACAAGGUGAAGUGGGCUCGUGAACAUCUGGAGAAGUCCAUCCCAGUCAACAACGUGUUCUCGCCCGAUGAGAUGAUUGACGUCAUUGGAGUCACCAAGGGCAAGGGAUACAAGGGUGUGACGUCUCGUUGGCACACAAAGAAGCUGCCGCGUAAGACGCACAAGGGUCUGCGCAAGGUGGCCUGUAUCGGCGCCUGGCAUCCGAGUCGCGUGCAGUUCACAGUGGCGCGUGCCGGUCAGAAGGGCUACCAUCACCGCACUGAGAUCAACAAGAAAAUCUACCGCAUCGGCCAGGGCAUUCACACCAAGGAUGGCAAGGUGAUCAAAAACAACGCCUCAACCGAGUACGAUCUUUCUGAGAAGACGAUCACCCCUAUGGGAGGAUUCCCCCACUAUGGUGAAGUGAACAACGACUUUGUCAUGCUCAGGGGAUGCUGUAUGGGACCCAAGAAGAGGGUCAUCACUAUGCGCAAGUCGCUGUUGGUGCACACAAAGCGUGUUGCUUUGGAAAAGAUCAACCUGAAGUUCAUCGAUACUUCGUCGAAGUUCGGCCACGGUCGGUUCCAGACGGCGGCUGACAAGUCUGCGUUCAUGGGUCCGCUCAAGAAGGACCGCAUCCGCGAAGAGAUGGCCGCCGCCGCAGCUGCUGCCUCCUCAUCGCAGCCAACCGCCACUCAGGCCUAGGACCGCCGCGUCGCUGUUUUGUUUUAUAAAAGAUGAACAAUAAAAUGGAAAAUUGAA
Molecule: messenger RNA, 1347 nt
Organism: Nilaparvata lugens (brown planthopper)
Lineage: Eukaryota; Metazoa; Arthropoda; Insecta; Hemiptera; Delphacidae
Gene: RpL3
Product: 60S ribosomal protein L3
Exons: 7
Coding region: 73-1290 (405 amino acids)
Biological process (GO): translation; ribosomal large subunit assembly
Cellular component (GO): cytosolic large ribosomal subunit; ribosome
Molecular function (GO): RNA binding; structural constituent of ribosome
Source: RefSeq, a predicted model, not a curated record